UUUAGAGGGAAGCAGGACGGAAGGAGAAAAGAUGCUGAUGUUUGUCGAAGGGUUGAUGGCAGCCAACGCUCAUUCCCUUCCCCUGUCCCUCUUUCCGCAGCCACAUCCAUCCUGAAGAAGACCAAGCGGUUAAAGCGGAACAAUGUCGAUUUUGACCGGGUCACCGUCUUCUACUUCCAGCGUUGCCAAGGGUUCACCAGCGUGCCGAGCCGUGGGGGCUGCACCCUGGGGAUGGUUAGCAAGCACGGCUUCUCCCGGGAGUUCACCCUGGCUGAGUUUCGCAAGGAGCAGGAGGUGGUCCGGCGGGAGAAGUUCAGGGAGAGGUUGAAAGAAGAGAAGCUUGAAGCCCUUAAGUUGAAACUCACGAUGAACGGUACGAAGGAGUCGGAGGAAGCCAACCGGCUCACUACAGAGGACAUCUCGGAUGACGACGUCGACACCAGUGGCGUGGAGAUGGAGGAUGGCUUCUUCCUCCAGCCCUACCCAACCAAGAAGAGGCGCACCUUGCUCAAGGCCAUGGGGGUCAAGAAGAUCGAUAAGGAGGAGAAGCGGGAGCUGCAAAGCAUCCGUCUUUCCCGGGAAGACUGUGGCUGUGACUGCCAGGAGUUCUGCGACCCCGAAACCUGUAGCUGCAGCGUGGCAGGAAUUAAAUGCCAGAUGGAUCACACCUCAUUUCCUUGCGGUUGCACCAAAGAUGGUUGUGGGAACACAGAGGGGAGAAUUGAGUUCAACCAGGCUCGUGUGCAGACACACUUCAUCCACACCAUCAUGAAGCUGGAAUUGGAAAAGAACCAGCAAAACAGUGACAGGAAUCUUGAAUCUGAGCCACCAUUCAGGGACCACGUUCAUCCAUUUGGGUAUCCGGCCAACAAGGCACCCUAUGAGGAAAGGACCCUAACCCUGACGCCUGCCUUCCAGUUCAACACCGACCUGGAGACUGUUGGCGAGAACAGCUGCAGCAGCAACAUGACUGACUCAUCGGUGUCAUCCAGUCAGAGCGAGGAUUUGGAAGAGCUGUAUGAAACUGCCCCGUCUGAGAAGUCCCAGUCGGACAUCGAUGAUGAUGGCCUGACUCGGAUCCUGCAUUUCAGCGAUUCUGAUGCAGAAGAAGACAACAGUAGUGUUGGCAACUGCCAGGAUAAUUUGAGUUCUUUCCACCCUACUGGUUUCUUCAGCGUGGAUGUGGAAAACCAAUGUGCUACCAACACGGCUGAAAAGUUGGGCCCCGGCAAUGGUUUCAGCCAUUUAUCAAACAUCACAGAAUGCUUGGAUGAGAAUGCCAAUCAGGGACCAAGUGGUUUCCUUGAGGAAACCUCCAAUGGACCGUAUGGAGGGGUCCCCAGCUGUUCUUCAUCUUCCUCGGCAGAACUGUGCUCCAAGAACUACAUGGAUCUGAGCUUCUCCUCAGACUCUCUGGAUUUUUUCCAGUCCUUCUCGGAUUACAACCUGGAACCUCUCUACAACUCCUUGAAGGAAUAUGAGAACUUGGACAAUUUUUCAGCUUUGCAACUCCAAUUGCCCAACUUCCCCAGCUUGGCUCAGCCUGCAGAUCAGAGCAGCUGUUUCCUGGAGUCCCUGAUUGGCUUGUCUGAAUCUGUCCCAGAAACCCCUGCUCCUUUUACAGACAAUCAGCUUCUCGAAGAUGCCAUUAAGUCAUCUCUGAUGGAGACAGUGAAGGUUUAAAUUUUAAUUUAUUUUUUAUACGAGAAAGGCCGGACAGUUUCUCAUAUCCUAUUGUGAAUAAACAUUCCUUUCUGCCAGAGAAGAAGAUGCUAGACAGAUCUUUCCAAACCGACAAAUUAAUUUUGUUCUAUUUUGGACACUUUGUGGAGAAAAAAAAAUGUUAGCGCUACAGUUUUUCUUACUAUUUGUGGAAAACCUUUGGGUUCUUAAUGGCAUUUCAGGCGAGGGGCAGAAGGUAAAUUUUGCAAAUCCAAACACAGUUUUCCUGCAUUUUGUAUGGGGGUUGGUGGAGACUUUGUAAGAAAUAUCCCUUAUGUGUUUUAAGAUUAUGGAUCACCCACACAGCACCUUCUGCAAACAUGCUCAGAUGUUUGCAGACACUUUUCUCCAAUUGCUUUGCGAGUUAUGGAAUUGUAUUUAUUGUGAAAAUGAUUUGCUCUUGAUUAACUGGGAAAACGUUUACAAAGGGGGGAAAUGCUAUAUUAUAUACAUUACUUCUCUCCUCCCCCUCUAUUUAUUGCAAAGGUUCACCAUUUUUAAGUAGUCACCGACGCUUCAACAAAGCAUGGAACUUUAUUUAAAUUAGUUAUAGCUUAGAUAUAUUAUGUGUACAAUCAUUUUCUUUUUGCAUAACGUAUCUUAUUUAUUUGUCCCCUGCUUCUCGGUUAGGCUGUGGUCAGCUAAAGUCCUGAAAGAGAAAGAGGUAUUUGGCAGCUCAGCCCGUGUUUGCGUUGGGUGUCCCCCUCCUCUUCCCUCCCCACCGCCUCUUUUGGGUGAAACACAAAGAUUUUUUAAGGUGGUUAGGUGCAUUCCCUUCCUCCCUCCCUCCCUCCCUUCCCUCCCAGAUAUCUACACUACAAAUUUGAAAUCCUAUUUCACAAUCUUGGAUUCCUCAAGGAAAAAUUUAAGAAUUUGGCAUGGGGGGGGGAGUCUGAGAAGGCUUGAGGGAUUGUCCCCAACCUUCCUCUCUCUCCCCUUCCCUUCCCUUCCCU
This is a messenger RNA of Python bivittatus (Burmese python), 2675 nucleotides long. Lineage: Eukaryota; Metazoa; Chordata; Lepidosauria; Squamata; Pythonidae. The record is from RefSeq and is a predicted model, not a curated record.